Molecule: messenger RNA, 15359 nt
Organism: Paramuricea clavata
Lineage: Eukaryota; Metazoa; Cnidaria; Anthozoa; Malacalcyonacea; Plexauridae
Source: the annotation of a GenBank genome assembly
AUGGUACGGUCCAGAAAACCAAAUCUUGGUAUCACGAAUGAUAUAGAAAUCCCACAAAAGUAUAAAAUCACUGUCCUGUUGAUAGCGCUAUCCGCCUUUCGUAUAGCCUGCGUGCAGAUAUUUAAAAAAUUCGGGUUGAGGCUGCACGCAGGCUACCUUUCGUACAACCGGCAGGUCUGAACAUCAAUAAUCAUUUUCUCUUUGGCGUAGCGAUUAAGUACUAAACAUACUUUUAGUUUGUUGAUUAAGAAAGGUAUCAAAAAUUUAAAAUUAAAAAAAUCUAACAUACUAAUAUCUCGUCUUAAAAAUAGUUCACAACAUAAUGGACCAUUUGCAUUAUAGACUAAAUUCUGAUCUAGACAAGUCCAGACAAAAAUUUCAUCACAGCUUGAAAGAGCAUCACAAAUUUAGUAAUAUUCCAAACUUUCGUUGCGAAAUGUUGUAAAAUGCGGAUAAUAUAGCCUUGCGAAGUUUGCCGUUUUUCAGUCAUUUUGUAUUACGCACGGGAAAUUGACAACCCAAUUGGGUGUUGGGGCAUCAAUUUCCCGUUUGUAAUACAAAAUGACUGAAAAUUGCAAAUUUCGCAAGGCUAUAUUAUCCGCAUUUUACAACAUUUCGCAACGAAACUUUGGAAUAUUACUAAUUUUGUAAUGCUCUUUCAAGUUGUGAUGAAAUUUUUGUCUAGACCAAAAUUUAGUCUAUAAUGCAAAUGGUCCAUUGCCUUCGGUAUAUGAGCCUUAUAUGGGCUCAUCAUUCCUACAAUCCUUUAUACCUGAUUUUGUAGUUAUUUAACUAUACAAUCUUAAGUAUAUUUGUGCAUAAACUCAGGUUGUAGGCGUAAGAAAGAUGAUGUGCAUGUGGUCUUUCUCUUUAGGAUAUCCAGUAUAAUGAACAUUCAUCAGAUGCGAGAUCGGACAUUGAUCAUUUUUCGUACCAGGUAAGUACCAGACACAUAAACGAAAACGAAUAAUUGGAUUACUGUAAAUGAUCGAAUAAACGCUUGCACUCUAAUAAACGCCCCGUUCAAAUUAACAUUUUGCGAUACACGCCCCUCUCUAUUAAACGCCUAAUCUCUAAUAGCUUAAGGGUCACCCGAAAAAGUAUGACGUAUGCAUCAAUAGAAUUGGAAAUCUUAUUUAUACGCUUACUACUAUAUGUUUGUUCUCUGGACGGAAUUCACGUUUAACUCUAUUUUGACAUGGAAAUUGAGACAAAAUAUUCAGAUUGGAAACUGUACGCAAUAUAUAUAUAAUGUAUCGAAUUUAAAUUAAAUAAUACUGAUUCGGCGUACAUAUGUAACCGAAAAAGCAGAAAGUAUAAAAGUCAAAAAGCACAAAGUGUACCUGUCGUUAUUUGUUCUAGAAAUUCUACUUUCACUGUAUUGAGCACAAUUAUUAUAUCGUAUUAUACAGUAGCUAUAUAUAUUCGAAAUCAACCGAAAGUGCAGGCUAAUCGAUCAUUCCUAUUUAUAAAAGUGAACUUGACUGAGUAAAUAAUUCUCGACAAAAUCAAUUCCAAUUUGAGAGAAAUUUUAAACGUAAACAAUGGGGCCAAUGGAAAAACACGCAAAAAGUAAUUGAAUGGUUUGGCUGCAUUUAAUCAUGCAGUAAUGAAGAAAAACAACACGCACUAUCUCUGAUCGUUUGAUAUAUCAUUGAUUUCUAUCCAUCAUUGGAGAACCAAGCAUCAUUAUCGCUUCAAAUUUAUAUAACCCAUGCAAAGAUGAAAUUUCAACAAAAAAUAUUAGGAAAUCACUACUUUGCAACAACGGAAAACCGCGUGGAUAAAAAAGGACAGCGGUUGGUGACCUUGUAUAUACCAUAUAUAGGCCUUUCGUAUUAAAGCAUCAGUGUGGAAAUGGCGGCCUGUAUAGAGACGACAAUAUUGGCAAUCGUAUAUAUAAAAUACGAGUCAGCACGUUUGACAGAAAUUGCAUAUGCGUUUUAACAAGCAAGUUUUAAGAUUGACAAAAUUAUACUGAAAUCUUGUCUAUACUUUCUUCCAAAUAUCGAACCUUCUGUACGUUAUAUCGUUUAAUUUGAGUACUUUUUGUUUUGAAAAUAUUUCAGUAUAGUGUGGUUUCAGUAUAUCACUCUCGCUUGUAUUUGCAGUCAUGCCAAUUAAUGCAUUGUUUGGUAUUAUUUGUAUUACUUAUGGUAAAAGUUGCCUUGCAUGUAUGUCCUUUGUCAUGCAUAAUUGUUUCUGAAGUGGGUAUAUACUUUCUUGAAUCUUGGUCCUACAACUGUGUAUUCUCAAAUAUUACUUUGCUUCUGUUUCUGCACAGGAUACAAAAUAUGAAUGCCAACGCCGUACCCCGCUGAAUCACCACAAUAAGAAAUUUACUGUAAGUACAUGAAUUUUACACUCAAUCAUUUUUAGUCAAUGUAUUGUUGAGAAAUGAGAAUGUUUAAAAACAGUCAGUGAGGCAGAGACCAGAGUUCAAUAUUGCUAUACAUAUGUGUGUGUAUUUGAUCUGUUGUAGUGCAUAUGAUAUUAUAAUUAUCUUCUUAUUUUUAUUGUCUUAAACGAAAGAAUUGUUGAAUAGGUAUAUUUUAAAAAUCAUUAAUAAUUCAUGCCUGAGGAAGAGACAAAGGAAAUCACUGCCGUGUCGGUGGUUUUAUAUAUAUGAUUUUUGUUCAUUUACAUAAACGUUACCUUUGAUUUUCUCGGCUUAGACAACGUUUAUUUUUAAAAUCACUUCGCCAAUGAACUCUUUAUAGAUGGGUCGUUUUUUAAGCCAUUAUUUUUUUAAAACACGCUCGUAUAGUCCGUGCUUCAUCAGAUAUAAAACACUUGAGGUGCAUGCGCUCUCGUGUUUUAUAAUAUCUGAUUCAGCACUCCUGCUCGUGUUUUAUAAUAUAGUUAAUAUCUGAUAAAGCACUCCUGCUCGUGUUUUAUAAUAUAGUUAAUAUCUGAUUCAGCACUCCUGCUCGUGUUUUAUAAUAUCUGAUUCAGCACUCCUGCUCGUGUUUUAUAAUAUAGUUAAUAUCUGAUAAAGCACUCCUGCUCGUGUUUUAUAAUAUCUGAUUCAGCACUCCUGCUCGUGUUUUAUAAUAUCUGAUAAAGCACUCCUGCUCGUGUUUUAUAAUAUCUGAUUCAGCACUCCUGCUCGUGUUUUAUAAUAUCUGAUAAAGCACUCCUGCUCGUGUUUUAAAGCCUGGUUGCCAUAUUGUCGUAAUGGUUGUAAAAAUGGAGUCACGAUCUUUCUCAACGGCCAGUUUAUUAUAACCUGAUCAUGGAUGUAAAACAUAUAAAUCAUAUAUAUAUAUAUAAGUAUUCUCUUACUAGUUAUAAUCUUAUAAUCUAGUUAUAAAAAUAGGUACGCACUGCGUACAUGUGGCUAGCCUAUUCAGCCUCUUUAAUACGGCAGGAGUUCACAUUCAUAACAAACAUUCAUUGUGAUCCAAAAUUAAUAAUUACAAUAGAAUAUAAUGGUCAAAAUAAAACAGAUGCAGUAUCUUUCUUGCAGUGUCAACAUAUGGCUAUAACAAUCACUCGAUUUAAAAGCAAUGGUUGAUAGCAAUGGUGUAGCGAACAACAUUAUUGAGUCACACUUUAAUUAUUAAAUGUUUUGUUUUAAUAAUAAGCAUAUACAGCAACUAAUGAUGUCAAUUUAUUGCUUUUCAAAAUUUCAUUCUACAAAAAUAUAAGGCCAUAUAUAUUGUAAGAGGUAUUGUUAAUGCAUGUCUAAACAAUCCAGUAAUUCAUUUAUAUUUCAUUGCAUGGGUUUCUUGUUACAAGUAUAUUCUGGUAUCUGGUUUAAAAGUUAUUAGCUUUUCUUGAAUUGUUGGCAUCGCAACCUUUAAAUAAAUUCAAAGUUCUUCAACAAUAUAAUAUCUAAUACUAGAUAGAGUUUUAAACAUUUUUUUUUAUUUAUUGUAAGAUCUAACAGCAUCGGAAUUUUAUUUUAUAAUGAACUUAUCCGACCAAUCUAUCUAUCAUGUCAUCACCACUAAAACGUUUGUCUGAUACUUGUACUGCCCUGCUACUUGCACAUUCUGAUCUUCCUAUUUUAUCCAAUAUUAUCACCAGUCACCUAUUAUCAGUCACCAUGAUUUUGAAUUGUGCUUUUAUCUGAAAAUUGUUUAAAAAGAACAAAAUAUUUAGCUAAGGCAGAUCAUAAGACUGAAAUUUUGUAAAUGAUACAGGUAUAAAUUUAAACAAAAUGACAUAGCUAUAAAAGUAUGAACAUGCUACUCAUUCCAUUGACACUGCUGUUAUUAAAAUGCUGGAAAGAAAUGUUGAGACUUGUCGAUAUGAUCUCAGCACAAUGGCUGUUUGUUUGCUUUUUCAUAUACCUAACCCUCACAACUGCAAGGUUUAGUGUUGUAUGGUGAUUGCACUGAUCUUCAGGGACUUGCAAAGUAUCUGAAGUUGGGGGAGGUCAGAGCCAGAGGAUUUACCUGAAAUUUGAACUUCAAUGUUAAAAAUUUACCUGAUGUGUAAUAAUUAUAAUAGAGCUCUUUCUGAUUGAUUUCCACUAUCAUACUAAGUUCCAAAGAAAAUUAUGAGGGGUCUGGGACCCCCCAAAUUUUUUUUACAUUUUUGAAGCUCCAGGGCUGCAUUUCUGGCAUUUUCUAAUGCAAAUUUGCAAACAAAUAACAUUUUAACUAACAAUAAACAAAAUACAUUUCCACUAGAUUAUUUCCAUCUACAAGAUCCUUCAACUGUACGUAAACAGAUUGAGCUUGCACUGUGUGUGAAAUUGUGGUGGGACACAAUCCUUGAACAAUAGAUCUCAACAAUAGCACCCAUAUUUGCAGUCAGAGCGAUGUCAGUGACUACAAUAGUAAUAUAAAAUAGUCCAGCCUGUUUUCGGUGUUUAAUAAUAGACAAUUCCCAUUAUAGACUGAUUUUUUAUUAGUAAAAUUGCAAAGUUUGGUUGCGAAAUGUUGUAAAAUGCGGAAAAUGUAGCCUUGCAAAGUUCGCAAAUUUUGUAUACUUUUGUAUUGCGUGCGGAAAUUGGAAUACAAAAGUAUACAAAAUUUGCAAGGCUAUAUUUUCGGCAUUUUACAACAUUUCGCAACCAAACUUUGCAAUUUUACUCAGUUUAGUAUGCUCUUUCUAGCUGUGGUGAUUUGUUUGCAUCUCCAUGCCUAGUUUUAAAGUUAGUCUAUAUAAAUGGCGAUUGUCCAUUGUAAUUUUAUACCUGCAAGUUGAUACAGCAACGGGCUUGCUUCUUCAAUUAAAUACUCGCACAAUGGUAUAUUAAAAUUCAAGAUCUGUGCAAGCAGGUUAAAUUAUAAACAGGAUUAUGAAGUAAUAAAGCUUUACAUGAAGCGUGCGGAUCAAAAUCUCUUAGACAAGAGGCAGAGUCCAGCUAGAGUUGUCCAGAGCAGACAUGAAUAGCAAUGUUUUUAUUUAUAAAUGACAUAUUCGCAAAUUAUAAACACAUAUAUAUCGACUGCAAUAACUUACCGUUUCCUUUAAGUGAAAAAUUCCAACGACAGUUUCCGAAGUGAAGUCGACAAUUUCCGUCACAACUCUUACAAAGUUUUUUAGCGUUACAUAAUGGCUAGCCCGCGAACGGGCUAGCCACAAAAACUCGUCUUUUCAGUUCUGGUGAUCAUGGAUGUAAAACAUAUAAAUCAUAUAUAAGUAUUCUCUUACUAGUUAUAAUCUUAUAAUCUAGUUAUAAAAACUCGUCUUUUCAGUUCUAAAAUAUUCUAUUUCGGCUGAUGAGAAAGAUCGUGACUCAAUCUUUACGACUCAUGAGGAAAGACAAAUGAAAUUACAGCCGUGUCGGUAGUUUUAUAUACAGGGUGUCCCAAAAAACCCGAAAACUAUUGAAAUAAAAUGUAUUGUUAGAAUUUGAAUGCCUCGGCACUUUGGUGAACCCACACGUGCAUCAAAGCUUGACAUAAGUAAAUUGUAUGCAUAAAGAAACCGUUAGGAAGCUGCUUUAAAUUCCCAACAGCAGAAAAUCGUGCGCUUUACAAAGAUAUUUUAAUUUCUUAAUAAGUCAAUAUUUAAUAUAUGCACCCUUGUCAAUAUUUUACCCAUCUUUGCGUUCAGCUUAGUGCUAGGGCAUUCAAAUUUUAACAAUACUUAUUUCAAUGGUUUUCGUUUUUUUUGGGACACCCUGUAUGAUAAAAAAUCAAUAUUGACAUGUUAAUUUACAUAAACUUUAGCUUUAAUUUUCUCGGCUUAGACAAUUAACAUUUAUUUUAAAAAUUACUUCGCCAAUGAACAACUCAUACGAUGGUCGUUUUUUAAAUCACUUAAAGCACGCGUAGGAGUGCUUUAUCAGAUAUAAAACACUCGUGCUGCGCACUCGUUUUUAUAUCUCAUGAUAAAACACUAUAUAUGCGUGCUUUAAAACAUGCAUAGAACGCAGCUAUAUUGAACUAACCCGAUCCAUAUACUUAAUCCACCAUUGCAUGUGUAAGACUGCUACAUUUCAGAAAUCUUUUUUGAACAAAUCUUGCCGUGUCUGCAUGGAAUGUCCUGACAAGUGUUGGUGAUAAUUUCAGUAGGCCCUACCUUCGUUGGGAAGUUAGUAGCGGGAUAGGGAAAAUCAUACCUGUAUCAAUCCGAAACUUUGUUAUUAUUAACACUAUUUUACAUGUAUAUGAUUUCUCUGUAUUGGAAACGUGUAAAACAGUACAUAUUAUACAGGGUAUAUAAGAAUCAAAGGCCGUUGAGACCGACUCACGGACAAGAUCAAAUGAAAGUGACAGAAAGAAUUAGAGCAGUUUGCAGUUGUUUUUGCAAACCGGGCACCGUGCGAAUUUUGUUAUUUCACAUCAUUUGCCAAAUCACAAAAGAACGAACGCGUGCUCCAGCCCGAUUUCCGGUUCUGAAAGGCCCGAUUCGUAGGCAAACAGUGCGCGCUAAGCAGGCUGGUCAUUUCCCAUUGUUUAACUGCCCCAGUUCUUAAAAGUACACAGUUCUAAAAUGUCACUAUUAAAACCGAAAAUUCCUCAAAAAUUUGUGGCAACUUUAUGUUAUUAUGGGUAAUUUGGGAUCUUCUGGUUUUUGUUCUGAAAAGUACAUUUUCGAGUGCAACAUGGUUGUUUUCCAAAACUAUACUUUAAGAUGACUUGCGCACAAAAUGGUAGGUUUAAAUUCGAGAAAGGCUAUAGCAAAAAGUCCACGUUUUAUAGAGGUCGCGCUUUGGACAAAUAAUGUUUAUCAAGUUGUCUGGUAUUGUACUUUGAUAUAGUUCAUAUAUAAGACACCUUCAAUUCAAAUUGCGUUUCAAAUUUACCAUAUUUUGCUCAAACCAUUUUUAAAGUGGUUUUAAAAACAGCCCUGCUGAACUCAAGCAUUUACUUUUCAAAAUUAAUUUGGUGAUAGAGAUACAGACCACAAAUUUUGCCAUUUUAGAACAUGUGUAAUUUUGUUAUACACCCUGCAUCUAUAUAGCUUAUAUAUAUAUAUAACCUUGUACUGAAGAUGGCAUAAAAUAAAGCCGAAGCACGUUUACAAUUAAAAAUUCCUGUCGUAUAUUAUUCCUAUAUAUGUAUAAAAGUUGCUUUAUUAAGUUUAAGUGCUAACACAAUAAUUUGGAAAUGCAUAUUUUACAGGAAGCUUUUGAAAUCUUAGAAAAACAUGCAAGCUACAUUGAUCGUGAACAUGGAGAAUCACGAGCACUUGCGUUUAGAAAAGCUUCGUGUGCUUUGAAGUCAUAUCCCAGGUGAGUGUUAUAUACAUUUAUAGGAGGCGCAAUAUCACGUUUACUCCAACUGACACACACCAUUUUCCUGCAAUUUCUAAGGAACAGUUUUAGAAGAAAGAAACGACAAUAUACGUACAAAAAAAACCAUGGAAACCUGAGUGUACUGAACUAUUAUUAAUAUUCUGUUGUGGAAUACAUGCAGUCUAUAACCCAUCACGUUGUAUGUUUAAGUUUGCAGUUCAGGAGUUAAAGAAACCAACUAUAGAGCCAUGGUGAAGGACACGAUGACUAAUUCAUAAUUCAUCAUAUCAGAAAUUCAUAUUAGUUAAUUUGCAUGCAUGCACUCUCAAAUUAUUUUCCAAAUUUUGGUUGAAAUGACCUUCGGCUUCGAUUUUUUUAGGGAAAUUACAAGAAUAGAUGAGAUAUCAAAGAUAACACAUGUAGGAGAACAUUCAUUGAGAGUUAUAACGGUAUUUGACGUGCUCUCCCUUGUUACAUCUUUUAAAUUUAUGCAUUUGAAAUAAAAUAUUGCAUGGGCAUAUAAUUUAUAUGCAGUUAGGUGGAAACAGACUCUCCCUCAGACUGAUAAAUCGAAGUUAAAUGAUACUAAUAGUCCUCACUUUUAUUCCUAUGUUAAAAUGUUUAGUCUCAACGAUGAGGCUCUACGUAUUGCCUAUUCGUAUAACGAAAUUAUUAAAACAUCGUGUUGUACUGUAGUUAUAAUGCCAGCAUUGCAUUCUUGAAACAUAUUACGAAAGAAUGAUGUCCAAUUUUCAACCCGUGUUCACUUUUUCCUGGACAUUCUAGCAAGCGUACGACAAUAUCAAAACUUUAUUCAGUUCUUGGCCAAGAGAAGAGUAAUCUCGUCUAGAAUUGGAGCAACAUACACGAAACAUGCCCAGAAUUAUCUUCACGUGACCAAUUAUUUCCUCGUGAAUUGUAAAUGGUACCUAUGUAUACUGAAAAUACGGUUUUAUUAUACUAGGACAUUCUGGAGAAUGGCUACUCUGAGGAAGUCCAGGAUAUUAUCUCGUGUGAGAUGUUCCACGUUAUUGAGGUUAUUUUUCAAUCUUUUUCAUCUGUUUUAUUGCGAUUUCCAGAAGUACGGAAAGCCAGAUCUUCACAACGUGCUAAUUUUUGGUUUAUCAUUUAGCUAUUUACAGGAAUAUAUGGAUGUGGUCCUUCAACUGCUCACAAGUGGUAUAGUUUAGGCCAUAGGACGACACAAGAUAUUAAAGAUAACGCCGAAAUCCUAAAUCUCAAUGUUCAGCAGAAGUAUGGUGGGUGAUAAUUAAUAUGUUGGUGAUUUAUACGAUCAGAUCUUAACUCAUUCCCAUGUAAGAGUCCCAAGAGGGAGAACAGUUGAAAAAAAACCCCGCCCAGAAGCCUUCAGUUGUUCUCAUGAAUCGUCAGCGCAUAGCCUUUCUUGAUUCAUGAGAGCGAAGCUUCCAGGCGAGUGAAGUAUUCGCGUGACGUAAUUAUUGAAAGGAGGAAACAGGGAUUCCCGAAGAAAACCAGCGGUGUUGUUUGGUAAAGUCGAACUAGAACAUCACUCUUUCCUAUGCAAAUGAGGCAAUUGCAUAUCAGAAAUGGAACCCAGUCGUUCGCAGAACUGAAAUGCAUUAUAAUUACUGUGUUACCAACACAAGCUGUCUCAGGCAAAAUCGAAAAAAGAAUCUGUGUUUCUCAACUACAGGACACUCGUAAAAGUUAUUUAAGACUUGGGAACAAAUUGUAGUAGUUAUGUCUUCAUACUAAUAGCAAGAUGCACUUCUUGCUGUGACAAAUUUAGAGCACGUUGUUGUGAACCUUGAAAAAAAAGCUCGUCAAGCGGCUACAGCCGGAUUGUUCCAUGAAAUCUGACAUUGAUUGUCGAGACAAAUCUUGCCAGAUUGUUCAACUCUAUUUAGGCAAAACCAUGCGGCAUUACAAAUUUGGAAAAUAAUGGAAACGUUUGCCGAAACAUAAUGGAAUUCGCAUAUUCUUGACAGAAUACUUUGCUUUUUAAUACGUUAAGGUUUAUUUGAGUUAGACUCAGUUGUUCUCAUUGUUUAGGUGUGGAGUUUUAUGACGAUCUAAACGCCCCAGUUGAUAUGCCAGAUGCCUUAAGAAUUCAACGUCUCGUUGUAGAGCAGGUAAACAACGUAAUAUAUUUAUAGCCAAUUUCUAUAUAAAUUAUAUAUUUAUAGCCAAUUUCUAUAUGUAUACAUAAAUAUAGGCAGUUUAUAUGUAUAGGCAAUUUCAGUUGCAUAUAGGUAGAUUUAAUGUGAGCAUAUAAAGAGUAGUUGACAACCAGAAGUUUCUAACAUCUAGAAAAUUCAGCAGUGAGGAUUUAGAAGCAGCAAAUCGCUGUAGACAAGUGUCAUUCCUGAGUACGUAAAGGCAUUUUGUCCAUUCUCCUCUUCUCACCUCACUCCAUCACUAAGCUACGAUCAAGGUCAAGACAAAUAUCACUAUAAUCCUUGUUAUACCACAAAUUUAUCUUUUCAUAUAUUUAGUUUUUACUCUUGAUUCCAGCUUGAUUUAAUCCAGCCUAGUUGUUCUGCCGAAAUUGUUGGUGGCUUUGGCAGGUAUAGUAUUAAAUGAUAUCACUGGUUUAAUUAUUGUUAUUUGCAUGCUAAUUAGCUGUUCCCCUGUUUCAGGAAAUAACUCUUGAAAUUUCAUUGUAGGGGUAAACAAUGCGGUCACGACAUUGAUAUUCUUAUUUCGCACCCAGAAGAAGACAAAGUUGAAGGCUUGCUUGUUAAAUUAGUUAAUCGCUUGACUACGUUGGUACGUAACAUAUAAGCUAAAUUCAAAGGAAUUUUUCUUUGAAUGUCAAAACUGAAAACUACAAAACCUCGACUUUUAAGCGUGUAAAGCACAAUAUAUAGAUAGACUUGUUUAUGUACAAUCGAGUAUUAAAGAAGGAAUAUGAAAAUGUGUUGUGUAAAAUGCCACUGACGAUAAAAAGUACACACGUUUAUUGUGCUUUUCGCGCUUGAUAUGUAUGUCGGUCGACAUUUUGUUGUUUUUAGAGGCUGUUUAUAUGAGAUAGCCUAGCCUGGGUGUCCGGGCUGACUAAUUUCGUCCAUGGGGGAGGGGGGGGGAGAGGGGACAACCCCCCCAAUAAUUUCCAAAAUCUUUGAUAACUGAAUAAGUUGUGACAAUUAUUUUUCGACCACGAAUGCAUAAUAACAAAAAUUGCAACAAAAGGUGGUCAUAUGGUGGCAACUGCUUGUUGCAAUGGAAAGAUUUUCGUGACACGAAACAGCCCAGAUAGCCGGGCUACAUAUAAACAACCUCCAAAUUUUAACUUUCAAUGGACUUACUUGUAUUACUGUGCACUGUCGUUACUGCUUGUUUUGGUUUAGAUAUUAAAACCACCAGUCUGCCACAUUUCCAUGUCAUGAUAUUCUAUCUCAUUCAUUUAUAGGGUUGUAUGCUCCAUACUGCAUUAUCUGUGGGUAAAAAUGUCGUCCGUAAAGAAACGUUUGUAAAAACUAAAGCAACUCAAACCAGGUUUGUCUCAAUGGUCUCAUUUUAGGUUGUCUGUAUACACGGUAAGUCAUUGUAGGAUGUGACAUUGGCUUCAGUGGCGUAGUCAUUAGAGCAAGCGUCUUUCACCUCGUAGGUUUGAUUCUCGCUACGGACUCAUGUGAACUAUGUGAGACGAGUCUGUCAACGCUCUGCCGAACGUCGUGGGUUUUCUCCGGGCGCUCCGGUUUCCUCCCACAGGGAAUGUUGACAGAGUGGUUUGGAUAAACAAAAUUAGGACAGUAAUAUCACAAUUGUUGUGAAGAUAAAUAGUCCUGGCUAAGCUGGUGAUAUAAGUAAACGUAAUAUUUGAUGUAAUAUGCAUGAUAAUUAUGUAAUAUGUGUUGAGGACUUUUGCUCUUCAUUACUAGGAGUACAAUGGACAAUUUAGACCGAUGUUUUGCGAUCAUGAAAGUUGAAAAAUCUGCAACUGAUAAUGAUUCAUGUAAUUCCUGGAUUGCUCGACGUGUUGAUUUGAUUAUUACACCUUCUUCUCAAUAUGCUUUCUCAUUGCUUGGAUGGAUUGGAUCCAAGGUUCUCUGCUAAAAUAUUGUGAACAAUUAUUUUUGCGUAUAGUUGUCAUAUUUGCAUGCGCCAUGUAUCUUACAACGUGGAAGAUAACAUAUUUUAUACCAUACCAUACCAUACCUUACCAUACCAUACCAUACCAUACCAUACCAUACGCUACCAUACCAUACCAUACCAUACCAUACCAUACUAUACCAAGCUUACAACACAAGUUUAAUUUUUACGGUUCUACUAAUUUAACGUCAAUGCCUUCAAUAUCUCAAACAGCAAUUUAACCGAUCAUUAAGACUUUAUGCUUGGAAAGAAAUGAAGAUUCAUCUCAAUAGCCAUGGAAUGUGGGAUCAUAAAUUAACGGUGAGCCGAAACCAAAUUUCUAACUCUCUUUCUAGACAAAUACACUUUUCACACCACCCUUUAGCGACUUUGAGGUGUCGUGCAAAUAUAUAGGAAGAAGCUAUAUAAGGAGAAUUUCGAGCGAAGGCCCUUCAUCUGGAGUUACUAGCCAGUUACUAUCAUUUGAUUGGCACUACCUACACUGGCAAAGACAGUUAAAAAAAUAUAGGAAGAGACGAAGAGUACAUUUAGACGGCUAGCCAGCCGAUCAAAAUACGACUGUCGAUGGCAUUUUUUGUUACAAGCAAACAACAAGCGUUUUCUUAUAACUUAGACACUGGUAAGUCACGUUUGAUAUGUUGCCACCUCUGAUUUUGACGAACGAAGAGAAAAUUUUAAGCAUUUGAAAAUUUACAUAUACUCUCCCCAAAAAUGUGAAAUUUGAAGUUCACUUAAAUUAGCAUCGUUUAUAUCGUUAGAAAGAGCAUAAAAAAGUAUAUAUAAGACAUUUAAACGAGUAUAAUACGAUUUAUUUAGCCAAAUAUCUACUUUUUUCCGACUUUUCUGUUUAUAGGUGAUUUUUGCUGAAAGUUGGUUUCAAAUUUCACAGUUUAGUGAAUAUAGCAAUUUUAGCAGGCAAAGUUUUCAGAUUCUCAAAAUUUUUCACUUUAAAGCCAAUAUCAGAGGUGGCAACCUAUCAAACGUUGUUCUCCAGUGUCUAAGCUAUGCCAGUUGCCAGCUUGUAACAAAAAAUGCCAUCAAUGGCAUUUUAGAGACACUUUUAUUGAGGUUGGCUGGCCGUCUAAUUAACGGUACUCCGGUUUACGCCUAAUUAGCACAAAAACCGGUUGUUCAAAGCUAGAUUAGCGCUAAUCCUCGUUUAAAGUUUAACCCGCUGUUUUAGUUUGUAUUUCUGCAUGUCUGUUUAUUUCAAAAUGGCAGAGAAGGAACUCCUACUGAAUCAGACUCCUACUGAGUACUGAGUCAGACUCCUACUGAGUACUGAGUCAGACUCCUACUGAACUCGGCUUUCGGACAACCGGCCCCUGUUGGAUAAAAUACAUUUUAAACAAUUCUCUGUGCAGUGUAUUUUACAUCGCACGUAACAAGGCUUGCCUCGUGUAAACAAAGCAGCCGGGAACUGAGUAUAUAAUAGUUUUAAUCACUGUGGUGUUAUCAACAUUUCGACCCUCCGUCACUUGAAACGUUAAGUGUUUUUAGUAUUUUUCAAUUAGCUCACAGGCCUACUCAGGUUUCCUCCUGUGGUAACACACUGUACCACUGUAGAGUCACUGUAAAUAGUAGAAUUUAGAGACCACGGAACUAACAGAUUUAUCCUGUAUAAAUCAAGCUGGUUUAAUUAUUAAGCGCUGUGCCAGCGGAUGCAAGUACAGGCUGUACAUACUCACCACUUGUUAUAUCCUACAUUUAACAAGGCUUACAAACCUCACAGAGCAAGUUAUGUUUUUGGACGGUUGUAAUUUUGUAACUAUAUUCCUUUACCUAGCCUCCGAAGCGUAUCCUUGCCACAGAUGAGGAAGAAAUUUUCAAAGCUCUUCACCUUGACUUUGUCGAACGCAAAGAUCGAAACUGUUAGAUUAUAUCGCAGCUAUUUUGACGUACACAUAGCAAUACAGUCACGUGAUUUAGCUCUGCAGCGAGAUAUAAAAUAAUGCGUCCUCCUUUUGUCCACCUUUGUGCGUAUACCCGGACAAUCUUCCAGUCGAUCAAGCCACUACUACUUUUUAUGAAACGGUUUCCUUUUUAAGUGAGACUAGCACCCGAACUUUACUAAGUAGACCACAAUAAGCGACGAUUAAGAGAAUAUGAAAGAAAUUACCCGCAUCCCUCGUAUAGAAGAGGCAGCGACAAAAGAAACAAUAGAAUCGUGAAAUAGGACAUUUAUUUUCACACAACGCCAACGGAUACACGUUCGUACCAUAUGAUUCAUAGGCUAAUAGCACAUGUAAUCUCGUGUAUGGAAUUUUUAUUUGAAUAUUUAUUCUAGACUAUUUUUAGUAUGUUUAUUUACAAGAAAUGUAGGGUAUAUAGCUAUAUGAUAUAUAAAAUAUUUUAUUUACAGACUGAUUAUUUUAAUGACUUAUAUUUAUUAGUGUUAAUGUGUUAUAUAGGAACAAUAUAUAGACAAGAGUAAAACACAAGAACGAUAUAAUAUCAUUGUCAAGUAAAAUGUAAUCAGUAUGGUUUCCAAUGCAACUUAGAAAAAAUGUACGAAUGAGUUUUUCAAAGACGAUCAAAACUGAAAAACUCACGAGUAUACGUUUUUCCAAAUUAAUAAGUAUAAUAGUGUAUGGUUUCUCGUGCAGCAACGGACAAUUAGAAAGGGGCGGGGGGAGUUUGGAUACUGUUCGCUCAGUGUGUAUGUUUUUGUCGUGUGAUUUUUUCCAGAAAAUUCAACAUUGAGAUUGUCUUUUAAUAUAGCAGAGAACAAUAUUUAAAAACAUUGUCAUUAAGUUAUAGCCGACUAUGUGAAUCAAAGCGCGUUAUACAUGUUUAUUUUCCUGUUUAUGACUGACUUGUUUAUGUCUGACUUGUUUAUUACUGACAAAAAAAGGGUCCAUGUAUUAGCCCCCCGUAUAUAAGCCCCCCCCCCCCUUGUAUAAGCCUAUCAAAAAUCGCUUACGAAAGUAUAUAAGCCCAGGGCUUAUAGUCGGAGGUUUACGGUAUUUGGAAAGCCAAAAGUUUUUGUGAACUGAACCAUUGUUAUAUUUUCUUACAAAAGUCACAAAAGAAAAAGUCAACCCAUAAGGCCCACACAGACCUGACGCGAUUCCGGCAACGCGAAUUUUCAGUUUUCAAAAACAAAUAAAACCGUCAACGGAUAACCAUUUUACAAGAUAUGCAGACAAACAUUGAAAAAUAUUAAAGUUAAAUGCCAAUGAAAACUGAAAAUUCGCGUCGCGUUGCUAAAUCACGUCCGGUCUGUAGGCUAGUCCUAGGGCGCUUUCCAUUAACACGGCCAGAACGGUCAAAUUGUUGAAUGAAACACAAAACAUUUGGGCUUCGGACCUAUCUGACCGGAAAAUUUAGAUAACAUUAGGAUGAGGUCCAUUUUCGCUAGAUAUUUGAGAAACAUAGACCAGAUCUUUCCAUUGACACAGAGAAAAAAACUCGGGUCCGACCGGUCAGGCCAUGAAAUGGAAAGCGCCCCUAGUUUUUCACAUAUGCGAAGAGCGCUCAAAGUCAGGCUACACGCCUAUCUCGUCCCCAGAGUAUGCCUGUUCGCGGGUUAUGUAGUGGCAUGACCCGCGAACAGGCAUACUCUGGGAACGAGAUUGGCUGCACGCAGGCUAAAUUUUCCGCGCGGAGCGGAAUUUUUCUUUGUCUUGUGAUUUCUCGG